AUGUAUUUUUUAUUAAAUAUCAUUCUUUUCACCCUCAUGCCAAAACUUUAUACUGUUGCUUUUGUUCAUGAUUUUGAUUAUCCUCUCAACGAAAAUAAAACGAGAGCUUGUGAUAACAAUAAUUCCCUAUCUUACCCAAUUAUUUUUCAAGAAUAUGAUGUAAUACCUCAGGUGAUUUUUAAUGUUUGGUAACUCAAUAUGACCAAGGAUGAAAAUGAAGUACAAGCAUCUGUUUCUAAGAUUGAAAAAGGAUCAUUUUUUGUAAAUAUUGCCUGUCCGAAAUCAGGUUCAGUGGAAGCUUUUAAAUUUAAGUGGUCUGCAAUUAAUGACUAAAGAAUAUAAAUAAUAAAUUGUUAUAACAUGACUCAAAUAAAAAAAUCAACUUUUAUUCACGACAACCCUAAUGCAUAAUUAGGUUAUGUCUCCAUUACAAGCAUAGGUUUUAAAGGAGGUGUGAAAUUUUAUUUGAAUAUUACACAACUAAAUAUAACAGCUGUGACUGUUGAUAUUAUUGGUAAUUAUGAAAAUGUUACAUAAUUGGGAUAUCAAAUCAUUCUAGGAGUAAAUGGAUCCUUUAAAAAAUUAAAUGAUUCUUUUAACUCUGAUAACUUUACGAGCCAAAAUUAUAAUGUAGAAUCUAACUCUAUUCUUGCUAAUUGUUUUUAUGGAUUUGACUUUUCCAACUCUGAAAACUUUAAUUUCAUAAGUUCUAUAGAUAGGAAUCAAACAAAUAAUUCAUUUAGUUACAUUAUUCAACCAAUUGGAGGUGGAAGCCAUAAUAGUGUAUUUUUAAUAGCGGAAUAAAUUUAAACGACUUACUUGCCUCUUUAGUUUUAGAAACUAUAAAUCACAUAAUUUGAGGAUUUUGCUCCUUAGACUGAAUCGCUCAUUAUCAUAUUAAAUCAAGAGGAGAAGGAUGAAUUUUCCACUAUAGGAGUGUUUCUGAAAAUUAUUGAUAAGCAAUUUGAUAAAAUCUAAAUAUCAACAAGAAUAAAAUGUGAAACGAAUUAAACUAUAAAAAGCACUUUCAAUAAAUUUAAGAAUUCAGUUUUACAAAAGUCAUUUAAUUUAAUUCAUAGAUGUGAUGAAAACAUAAAGCAAAUCAAAUUUGAUUUGGACUUAACAAAUGCUGAUAAGUCCUUUAACGAAUUAAUAGUAAAUAUUUCAAAGAUGCGUUAUACAGUGUCUCAAAUAAUCUAUAAUUAAGUAAAAGAAGAAUAUAUUUUAUAUGAAAUAUAUAGAUAAUAAUGA
Paramecium tetraurelia is the source of this 1251-nucleotide messenger RNA. RefSeq lists its product as uncharacterized. Gene Ontology annotation, molecular function: carbohydrate binding. The record is from RefSeq and is a predicted model, not a curated record. The transcript is spliced from 4 exons. Gene Ontology annotation, biological process: cell adhesion. NCBI's taxonomy places the organism in Eukaryota, Ciliophora, Oligohymenophorea, Peniculida, Parameciidae.